AUGGGUUCGAUCGCAUCGUGGAAAACGUUGUUGAUGGGUUGGGUAUUCAUUGUCGCCUGCACGACCAUUCAAGCCGCACCUGCGCGCUCCUUGGUACCCAAGCGCCUAAUCCCAAGAGAUGGUCCCAGUCCACCUUCAGGGACUCCAACCCAGAAACCUUCAGAUUGGUGGUGUUCUCCCACUUUAGAGCAAGGAUUCUUCGGUUUCUCCUACGAGGUGGACACCUGUAUGAGCAAGACGCAGAUACAGUCUGAUUUCAAAUUGAUGAGAUACAUGUUCGGCGCUCGUUACGUGCGCCUGUACGCAUCUUGCGAUAAUGCGGGCUUCAUGGACAUUAUCAUUUCUGCGGCUUACAAUGCAGGAAUAGGCGUUUACGCAUUGAUAUGGUUUGGCUUUAACGGUGGCAAUCAGUGGCAAAGCCGGCGCGACUCUCUUAUUAAGACAGUCAAGACAAAUCCACUUGCGCCAUAUGUCAUCCGUUCCAUUGACGUUGGCUCCGAACCUUUGUUUGAUCAAGUUCUGUCCCCGACUGCACUGGCUGCCCAAGUAAAGUAUGUCCAAAACGCGGUCCAUUCGUAUGGAGUCAACGUCUCUAUAUCGGAAAUGCCAUUUGGGUACACCGUCCAAGGCAACCCGGCACCCGUACUCAAUGCAAUCGACAUGCUUCAUAUCAACGAACUGCCAUUCUUCGACAAGACGGCGACGACGGGUGAUAAUGCUUGGCCUUCUCUCAAUGGUUCCAUAUCGACGUUGGUACAUCAGACGGGCGGGACUAAGAAAGUGGUCCUCACUCAAACGGGCUGGCCAACGAAUACAAAAGUCUGGCCUGCAAAUUCGAAGAAGGCCGUUGCGAACGUUCAGUCGUCGAAAGCGUAUGCUGAUCUGCUGGAUAGCAAGUGCGAGGAAAUGAAAGUUCUCGGUCCGAAUGGUGGCAUUGGCUGGUUCUGGCAAAUAUGGUCUGACGAUAUGCUUACUGGGUGGGGUCUCAUAGACUCGAAUGGACUACCGAAGUGGACUUUUGCGCCUAGAACUGCUUGCUGA
This is a messenger RNA of Cantharellus anzutake, 1041 nucleotides long. Its product is annotated as glycoside hydrolase superfamily. The record is from RefSeq and is a predicted model, not a curated record. The coding region runs from base 1 to 1041 and encodes 346 amino acids. The transcript has 10 exons. Lineage: Eukaryota; Fungi; Basidiomycota; Agaricomycetes; Cantharellales; Hydnaceae.